AUGUCGCCCUCCAUGACGAAAAAAGCCCAGGCCGUCCUGGCCCUCCUCGCCGCCUCAGCCGUCGGCGUUGACGCCCACACCCACGCCAACACAACCGUCACAGACAGCCUACCUCGUCGCUGCGAUGCCAACCCUGCGGGGCCCCUCGUCCCGAACCCCCGCGACUGGACCUGCCGCGCGCCGAUCGACCACCUCUCGCGCGCCGCGGCCCUCGCCGUCCGCAACCCCUGGACGCACCCGCCACACUGCGCGUCCUCGUCGCUGCACGACCGCUACGCGUCCCUCUACUGCGCCUUCACCAAGGACGACUUCCAGGGCACCGGCGGCCUCGUGGCCUUUACGAGCGCCAAGGUCGCCGCCGAGGCGCACCGCUCCCUCGAGGACCGCGACCCGCGCUGGCUGCGUUUUCCCUCGCGCGACGCGCCCCUCAGCAGCCUCAGCGGCAGCAACAAGCCGCGGUACGCUCUCGUCGACGUCGGCGCCAAGGGCCUCGGCCUCGUGGCCCAGGAGCCCAUCAAAAAGGGCGACGUGCUCGCGCGCGAGGGCCCCGUCAUGCUCAAGAUGGUCGAGCGGCCCAAGGAGAUGGACAAGGGCGAGGCGCAGGCCGCGCAGGAGCGGGCGUUCUUGCAGCUCGCCAAGGCGGAGCAGCUCGAGAUUCUGGACCUCGCGCGCAACGCCGGCGGGCACCCCAUCGACGACAUUGUGCGGACCAACUCGUUUGAGGUCAAGUUUCAGGGCGUGGCGCACUUUGCGCUGUUCAAGGACAUUUCGAGAAUCAACCAUGCGUGCAAGCCAAAUGCCGUGACCCGCUGGUCGCAGACGAAGCUCCAGAUGGAGAUCAUUGCCUACCAUGACAUCGAGGCCGGCGAGGAGAUCACCAUCAGCUACGCGCCCAUGCACCUCCUCUCCGACGACCGCCGCGACAUGAUCAUCUCGUCCUGGGGCUUCGAGUGCAAGUGCCCCAUCUGCACCGACGAGGGCGAGAUGUACCUCUCCGACAUGCACCGGCGCCAGCUCGACCGCAUCAUGGAGGAGCUCGCCAUGCCCGAAGUGCGCACGCCGGCCCUCGUCAACGAGCUCGUCAGCGAGAUGGAGGACAUGAUCGACGACGAGGCCCUCGACUCGCAGCGCGGCGACCUCUACGGCAUCGUGUCGCGCGUCUGGUCCGAGGUCGGCGACUACGCCAAGGCCCUGCGCUACGCCGAGCGCGGCAUGGGCUUGCACGAGUACUAUCGCGGCAUCGACGACUCGAGCACGUGGCAGGCCAAGAGGUUUGUCGAUUUCCUCAAGAUGAAGAUUGGGGGCAGGAUCUGA
Verticillium nonalfalfae is the source of this 1314-nucleotide messenger RNA. RefSeq lists its product as uncharacterized. NCBI's taxonomy places the organism in Eukaryota, Fungi, Ascomycota, Sordariomycetes, Glomerellales, Plectosphaerellaceae. Gene Ontology annotation, molecular function: protein binding. The transcript is spliced from 4 exons. The record is from RefSeq and is a predicted model, not a curated record. Bases 1 to 1314 code for a protein of 437 amino acids.